AACCAACCGUCCGACAAACCUCUGCAUACUUUAUCAGUACCCCCUGCAGCUGACACAGCACAUACCCCGCAUCUCAAAACCGUGAUUCUUGCUCGAAAUCGCCAAGCCGCGCUGUCAUUACUUAUACCAACUCGCAAGCAAUAUCACCAACACACUGCUACUCAUUCAAGAAUCCGACCAUGUCCCAAACCGUAGCAGACCAACAACCCGUGACCGACAACAUGUCACUACGCGACAUAUUCGACACGAUGAAAAAGGCCCCAGACGGGCGAGGCAUAAACGCAUUGGGCUAUGACGGUGUGCUCCGCAGUUUCGACGAGGAACGUAAUGUCGUCGAUGCAGUUGGCCUCAACCCAAUCCAGAUCAGAGAGUACUACGAGAAUUUUCCGCUACCUAAACGAUUCCUCGCCGCCGACGGCCGCAACAUAUCUCGUGAGGACAUGUUCAACCCCGCUGCGGAGAACAUUCCCAGGAAGCCCACAGAGGAGGACAUAGCUAAGAUGAAGGCCCAUAAUGAAGAGUUGGAAAGGCGCGGAGUUACAUGCUCUAUUCCGGCGAAGUCAGCCGACGACAGCGAACCGUCCAAGUCACUGUGAGCUGGGCAAGUCAGCAGGCGACGGUGGCCCGAUUCCAAGUGGGUUUGCUUUGAUCACUGCAGAAGUUCCAAGGUCUCAAUCUCGCUGUGCUCCUUUUGAGUAGUUGUCUGGUAAUACUACGCAUCAUACAUAAUUCCGUUGGUUCUCAAAGCCAUUUGCAGCAGCGUCAUGGCGGUGAAGCCGCCGCGAGCCC
This is a messenger RNA of Microdochium trichocladiopsis, 789 nucleotides long. RefSeq lists its product as uncharacterized. Lineage: Eukaryota; Fungi; Ascomycota; Sordariomycetes; Xylariales; Microdochiaceae. The coding region runs from base 180 to 596 and encodes 138 amino acids. The record is from RefSeq and is a predicted model, not a curated record. The transcript is spliced from 2 exons.